AUGCGAGGUAGACGUAAUUCCGAAGACCUCGAGUACGAUCCUGAAAUCGAAAAGACUGCACGAGCCAACCGGAGAGCUGUCCGGUUGUCAAAUUCAGUUCCACCGGGUACACGCACACAUAUACUAGAUCCGACACUUAUUGAAACUGAAACAACCACCCCUCCUCCGGUAAUCACAAUGGAAGAGGGUAACCCACCAGCAGCAAGGCCUAAGUUGGGAGAUUAUGGGCUAGCAAAUCACCGUGGUCGCCUAACUCACGUGUUCCGACCUGCUAAUCCUGUUGCUUUUGAAAUCAAGGCAUCAGUUCAGAAUGGAUUGAAGGAAAGACAGUUUGAUGGUACUGGGACCAUCAGCCCUCAUGAACAUCUAAGCCACUUUGCUGAAACUUGUGAGUUUUGUGUUCCUCCAGCAAAUGUUAAUGAAGACCAAAAGAAACUGAGGCUAUUCCCGUUCACUUUAAUCGGUAAAGCUAAAGACUGGUUAUUGACUUUUCCCAAUGGGACUAUUCAAACAUGGGAGGAAUUAGAGCUUAAGUUUCUAGAGAAGUAUUUCCCUAUGUCCAAGUACUUGGAUAAGAAGCAAGAAAUAGCAAGCUUCCGGCAAGGUGAAGGUGAAUCACUUUAUGAUGCUUGGGAAAGGUUCAAUUUGCUUCUGAAGAGAUGUCCAGGACAUGAGUUUUCUGAGAAACAGUACCUCCAAUUCUUCACUGAAGGAUUAACUCAUAGCAACAAAAUGUUUCUAGAUGCCUCAGCUGGAGGUAGUUUAAGGGUAAAAACUGAUCACGAAGUUCAAAUUCUGAUUGAAAACAUGGCCAGCAAUGAGUACCGUGCUGAAGCGAAAAAGAAAGAAGGAGGUGUUUUUGGGGUAAGUGACACUACUUCCAUACUAGCUAACCAAGCAGCCAUGAAUAAGCAAAUCGAAAUUCUGACCAAGGAGGUACAUGCUUAUCAAUUGUCCAACAAACAACAAGCAGCUGCAAUACGGUGUGAUUUGUGUGGUGAAGGCCAUCCUAAUGGUGAGUGUGUGCCAGAGGGAGCUAGUGAAGAAGCCAACUAUGUGAACUAUCAAAGGAAAAACCCUUACUCCAUGAAUAAGCACCCUAACUUGAGUUACUCCAACAACAACACCUUAAAUCCCUUGUUUCCUAAUCCGCAACAACAACAACAACAACCAAGAAAGCCUCCAGGUCUUGAGGAAACAAUGAUGAAUUUCAUGAAAAUGACUCAAAGUAACUUUGAAGAAAUGAAGAAGCGUCAAGACCUUGAAAGGAAGAACAAUGAAGCCUCAAGGAAAAUGCUUGAAACACAGCUUGGGCAAUUAGCUAAGCAGUUGGCUGAACAGAACAAAGGGGGAUUCUCAGGAAAUACUCAAGAGAACCUUAAAAAUGAAACUUGCAAUGUUAUUGAGUUGAGGAGUAAAAAGGUUUUGACACCUUUAGUUCCAAAAGUUCCCAAUAAAGUUGAUGAAAAUGUUGUGGAGGUAGAUGAAGAUGUUGAAGAUGAGGAAGUAGUUGAAAAAGAGAGUGAUCAAGGUGUAGUUGAAAAUGAAAAGAAGAAAAAAACAGAGGGAGAAAAAACCAAAAAGAAGAAGGAGGAGGAAGGACAAUUCAAGAAAUUCAUGCAACUCUUCUCACAACUUCAGGUGAAUAUUCCUUUUGGUGACGCUCUUGAUCAAAUGCCGGUGUAUGCUAAAUUCAUGAAAGAAAUGUUAACGGGGAGAAGAAAACCAAAAGAUGAUGAGAACAUCUCUCUUUCCGAGAAUUGUAGUGCUAUUCUCCAAAGGAAACUUCCUCCUAAGCUUAAAGAUCUUGGUGCUUUUACUAUUCCUUGCUCCAUUGGGCCGGUAGACAUUGGAAGAGCUUUAUGUGAUUUAGGGGCAAGCAUCAAUUUGAUGCCCCUUUCAAUGAUGAAGAAUCUUGGAGGUGGAGAGCCAAAACCUACAAGAAUGACUCUCACUUUAGCUGAUCGGUCAAUCUCCUAUCCGUUUGGGGUGGUUGAAGACCUGACAUGUGUACUUGAAACCCAAUGA
Messenger RNA from Medicago truncatula (barrel medic), 2028 nucleotides. RefSeq lists its product as uncharacterized. The transcript has 3 exons. The record is from RefSeq and is a predicted model, not a curated record. Bases 1 to 2028 code for a protein of 675 amino acids. Lineage: Eukaryota; Viridiplantae; Streptophyta; Magnoliopsida; Fabales; Fabaceae.